This is a messenger RNA of Diachasma alloeum, 4218 nucleotides long. RefSeq names its product neprilysin-2. NCBI's taxonomy places the organism in Eukaryota, Metazoa, Arthropoda, Insecta, Hymenoptera, Braconidae. Bases 429 to 2813 code for a protein of 794 amino acids. Gene Ontology annotation, molecular function: metalloendopeptidase activity. The record is from RefSeq and is a predicted model, not a curated record. The transcript has 17 exons. Gene Ontology annotation, biological process: protein processing. Gene Ontology annotation, cellular component: plasma membrane.
GGUAGACGUUGAGAGAGAGGUCCUUUUGGCUUUUCGAACCGAGGAAGAUUGACGAGCGUUGAGAUGUGAGAGCCAAGGGGCCCCCAGGGGUUUCUCAAAAUUAGAAAAAACUAUAAAAAAAAAGAACUGGCGACGAACGGUGUUAAAAAACCGCUGGUGGCCAGAGUGCAACGGCAAAUGUGGCUCUGUGCACGGUGAGCCAGGGUAACAGGGGCCGCGGGGCCCGUGGUGGGGGUAGCCUGGGCCGUACACGGGGCCAGGCGAGCGUGCGGCUACCCCUGAGUCCGCGCACCCUGUGCGCACCAGGCCAAGUGGCGGGGCCUCAGGCGCCUGCUGGUGGGGCUGGUACUGGUGGCGCGGGUGGGGGCCAUGGGCAUCAAGGGACCCCCGUACACUCUCAAAAUCUCGAUGAUGCCGCUGAUGAGCCAAUGGUGCAUGUCGAGAGGCCGCAGCAGGAUGGCACGUGGAUAUGCUGUGUACCUUGCUACUGGCUCAGGCGGAGCAAAGCCGUUCACAAGGCACUUCUCACAUUUGCCAUGCUGCUUGUCACAAGCUUACUCGUAACAAGCCCCGUUCUGUUUCUUAUCACAACUCUGCCGGAUGGAGAUCAGCCGAGGGACUGCGCAGUGCUUGACGAGGCUUGCAUAAGGGAACGAGAUGGGCUCGAGGGUACAUGCGAGACAAAGGCUUGCUACGAGGCAUCAAAGCGUAUGUUAGCAUCGAUGAAUCGGGAUGUGGAUCCUUGCACCGAUUUUUAUCAAUUUUCCUGCGGCAGCUUUCGGGAUAGGGAGCCUCAUCAGCCGAGCUCCAGUUUUGGAAUGCUUCAGCGUCAAGUCGAUCGCCAGAUUCGAAAGUUGCUGACAAAUGUCACGGGCAAGAUGACCGGUCCAUUCGAAAAACUGGGACUAUUCUACACGACUUGUCAGCAGCACGGUGAUCUUGGGGUCGAUUUUUCACCAGUUUAUAAGUUGCUGCAGGAAUUGGGUGGAUACUUAUCACCAAGAGUAUCAGCACCAUCGGACAUAACUCCACUCGUCUCAACAUUAUUGCAGGUCAACGGAGCGCCGUUAUUCGAUCUUUAUCUGGAUGUUGAUCUUUACGAUCACUCGAGAACAUCUGUAUUUCUUGAUCUGCCCGCUAACAACCAUCCCGAGGGAUUUUUCACAGCAAAACAAGAGGACGGACCCAGAUGGCGUGAAGGCCUCAGUGGCUUACAAAUGAAGCGGAAGAAGCGCUCGAGCCCGGCUGAGAGUCGGGCGUAUACAUUGAUCAAGAAUGCACGGGAGGAGGAGCGUUGCCGUAGAAUUGAGAGAAUAAUCCGGAGUUUUUUGCCCAAGGACAUGGAAAACAGGGAACGAUCAUAUGAAACGUAUCUGCUGAUGCAGUUCUGCCUGGCACUCAGCAAGAUAUACCCAAGACAAAAAGAUCUCUACAACUGGGUGGACGUGGACCAGCGUGUCUACGUGCCUUACAAUCUCACGUAUCUCCAGGACAGUUUCGGUUAUAUAAGGUGGGGGACGCUGCUCAAUUCCACACUGAGUAACAACCCAAAUAUGAUGAAUUUGUACAAUCGUGGAUACAGCAAUGAUGAACGCCUGGUUUAUGUGUACGUAACAGCGCCGAGGUACUUCAGGAGUCUCGGUAAACUGCUCAAUCAAUUUUCAAAACGGAUCGUUCAUAAUGGCCUGCUGCUGCUGUAUGCUGUGGAUACACUCCACGACAUUGUCAAUGUAACAGCUAGCGAUAAUUGGAAUGUCUCCUGCAGCAAGUUGACGAGCAAUCUUUUCGCUGAGGCUGUUGGUGCUGUAUAUGUCCAACAGUACAAACCCCAUCACUUGGAGACACUCGCAAACAGGGUUGAGAAAUUGUUUGAGAGAAUAAAAGAGACACUUGCUGAAAGGAUCCUGGUGAUGUCAUGGCUGGACGAUGAGACCCGUGCACAGGCUCUACUAAAGCUCACCGAGUUACGGGGAAAGUUUCACGUUUGGCCUGGUUUUCAUAACGAUACACUUCUUGCUGGGGAAAUGGCCGGGGUUAUCAUUGAGCCCGACAAUUUCUUCAAGAGUGUCAUUGGGAGAUUUCGACAAAUACGAAGGCUCCAGGGACUAGUUUUACGGACUAGCAUUAAUGAUAGGUGGCGGCAUCCUUAUGCUGUUAACGCGUAUUAUGAAUCAUCUACUAAUUCAAUAGUAAUACCACUCGCAAUGAUGACUGCCUGGUCAUGGUCUUGGGAGGGUGGACCAGCCUACGCUGCCCACGCAACCCUGGGCUCUGUGAUUGCUCACGAGAUACUUCAUGCCUUUGAUCUGCAUCAUCGAAGAUUACCACUCGAUCCCGAUAUCGGUGUUGAGAAUUUUCUUUGGAUAACACCGGAAUCGUGGAAUCGUCUGGAAACGAAAAUACAGUGUGUUGGUAAACUCUACGCCAAGAGAUUUUGGAAGAAAGUUCAGUUUUACGGUGAUCCCGUGGAUGUUCAGUUUGAUUGGAAUGUCACGAGGAAUGAGAAUGUCGCUGACAUUGGUGCUCUACAAAUAUCCCAUCAGACGUGGUAUACACUAACUAACGGUAGAGACAGAACAUUGCCGAGUCUGGAGGGACUGCGUCCGAGCCAGCUAUUUUUCAUAAGCGCCGCCCAGACUUAUUGUUCUAACAUGACUGCCGAGGCCUACAUCCUCUCCGUCGAGCUCGACUAUCACACCCCUUAUCCAGAGAGGGUUAACGUCGUUAUGAUGAAUUCGCCGGCCUUCGCCGAGGCCUUCCGUUGUCCCGCUGGUGCACGAAUGAAUCCACCGAACAAGUGCAGCACGUGGUGAUUUAAAUUUCACUUGUACCCAACACGGGACCACUAUUAUUAUUGAUGAAAAAAAAUGGCUUAUCUCAAACGGUGGUUUGAUGGAUUGACCAUUUCCUGGAGUGUUGGCUCAAAUUCGCGACGCCUUUUUAUUAGAUGAUUCACGCCGCGUCCACGGUGAACAUUGAUUUAACUUCCAUUGGUGAUUCCAGGGGAAGGGCGAUCCGACUUUGAUCUGAGUCAGGAGAGGAGAGGAUCGUUGACGAAUAAUGGACGCGACGAUGGGUCGUUAGGACGAUAAGCUUGUUAUAGAAUUUUCAAAGUCUAAAGAAAUUGGUUGAGAAUAACUCAAGAUGGUCGAGCUCACUGUUAAAAAUAUAAUUAAAUUAAUGAACUAUUGUAAAACACAGACAUGUAUACAUACACACUAACAUAACACGUCAUUAACGUUUAAAUUCCCAGACGAGGCUUUAGAAAUUGAAGGUGAAACGUAAUCGAUCUUUCAUUAAUUGAAUUUAGAAAGCCAGAAUACAUGCCCAAAACGAAUGAACACUUGUUUUGAGACUUUCGCUGUCUUAUUUCAAGACUUGAAAUUUCAAAUCGAGUUUAUUUAUUUGGGUGCAGCUUUGGUUCAGUCACACGCCAGAAAAAAUUAGUCCUUUACCUGUGAUUCGAUAUUUAAGGAGAGGUUCAGCCCAGGAAAAAACAUUCGUUUUUCGAGAACAAAAAUUGAUAUUAUUUUCUGCGUGAUUUUUCUUCGGGAAUCUGAGUUUUUUUUUCAUUGAAAAAUCAACUUAACAAAAAUCCUCAACGGUUUUUUAAAAAUAUUUUUUUAAUAUUACAAAAUUUUUCGCUCUUUAAUUAUAAGAAAUGCCGGCGAAGAUACAUUUUGAAGUUUAUUCGCCCAUCAAAAUUUUUUUCUAAAAGUGAAGAAUUUUUUUUCCGGUAAUGGACCUCCCCUUAAUUUGCGAUGAUAGUAGCCAACGACGUGAGAGUAAAAAAUUGAAAUAAAAACCCGUACGAGCAAUUUAAAAUAAAAUCGAAUCAAACUAGAAUUAAGAAGAUUGAGUUAUAUCCUUAUUAAGGCAUCUUAUGGAGUCCCUGUCCCUCCGACGGAACGGCCGAUAAUGUUGUUUGUAGGAUUAAAGAAUGGAGAUGGGUUUAAAAUAUGUUGAACAAAAAAUGAUGAAAAUAUAUAUUAAAAUGCAAGAAUCGCAAACUGUGAUAGUCUUCGGCGUUGCGCUAUUCAAUUGAAAUUCUAUGUUCGUCAGAGAGCGGAGAAAAUUUUCUCUUCAUCAUUUACCGAAUUGGAAGUAUCUCGGAUUAAUUAAGAAUCAAUAAGUCACGAUUAUUUUGGAACACGAAAUUAUGGAGAAAUGGGUGUAAUUGCUGAUGACUCGUAUGGCUAAAUAAAUAUGGUUUAUAUA